Molecule: messenger RNA, 924 nt
Organism: Pseudocercospora fijiensis CIRAD86
Lineage: Eukaryota; Fungi; Ascomycota; Dothideomycetes; Mycosphaerellales; Mycosphaerellaceae
Exons: 3
Coding region: 1-924 (307 amino acids)
Biological process (GO): mitochondrion organization
Cellular component (GO): SAM complex
Source: RefSeq, a predicted model, not a curated record
AUGCCCAACGAUGACCGCCCAGAUGCGCCCAAUGAGCGCGCAGGCAAUGCCUUUGCGCCGACGCCAUCAUCAGCGAAGCGCAGCAUCUUCGCUCUGCCCACCUCGAUAAAACGCGUGUUCGACACCUUUCCGCUGCGAGAAUUUCCUGCCAAUGCUCUACCGAUCAGAGCACCCAGACAUAGGGAAGAGCACGUACUGCAUGUUUUUGCAACGGAUGAAGGAGCGAAGUUGUCGAAACCAAGCUUUAAUCCAGGCUGUUUAAAGUGGCAGACAUAUCUACUGUUCAGCGGGGUGCCUUUCAAACUCACAUCGUCGAGCAAUCAUGCUUCUCCGUCUGGCAGCCUUCCCUUCCUCCAGCCUGCAGGUACAGGCACUGAGACCAACGACACCCCACAGCCCAUACCUAGCAGUAAGCUGAAGAAGUGGCUCGCUUCACAAGGCUUCGAAAAGAUUUCAGAGAGCUCAGACAUCAGAUACGAGGCGUUCGCCUCGCUGGUUGAUACUCGCAUACGCAAAGCAUGGCUCUGUCAAUUGUAUUUGGCGCCCCACAACGCCGAACUCAUGCAUCGGCUAUAUGUCGCUCCUUGCUCGUCUCACACUCUGGUUCAGAUGGCGAUUGCUUCUCAUCUUCGCUCGGCCGCUGAAGCAGAGCUUGUCAAAUCUGCUGCGAGUAAUAUCAUCUCAACAUUUGACCUGCUCAAAGAUGCUGAAGAGGCAAUUGAAGCAUUGUCAAUUCUUCUCAGCGACGAUGACUACUUUUUCGGUCAGCAGAAGCCAGGAUUGCUCGAUGCUAGCAUAUUUGCGUACACUGAGUUGAUUCUGGAUGACCGUUUCGGCUGGAAAUACAAUCCACUCCUGGAACACCUCUCGAAGCAUGAGAAUCUAACUAAACACCGGAAUAGAAUUCGGGAGCUGUACUUUUAG